Molecule: messenger RNA, 1528 nt
Organism: Elephantulus edwardii (Cape elephant shrew)
Lineage: Eukaryota; Metazoa; Chordata; Mammalia; Macroscelidea; Macroscelididae
Gene: PRKAR2A
Product: protein kinase, cAMP-dependent, regulatory, type II, alpha
Exons: 11
Coding region: 1-1203 (400 amino acids)
Biological process (GO): regulation of protein phosphorylation
Cellular component (GO): cAMP-dependent protein kinase complex
Molecular function (GO): cAMP-dependent protein kinase regulator activity
Source: RefSeq, a predicted model, not a curated record
AUGAGCCACAUUCAGAUCCCGCCCGGGCUCACCGAGCUGCUGCAGGGCUACACGGUGGAGGUGCUGCGGCAGCAGCCGCCCGACCUUGUCGAAUUCGCGGUAGAUUAUUUCAGCCGCCUGCGUGAGGCCCGCCGCCUGGCCCCCGUCCCGCCCGCCGCCGCCCCUACUCGCCUUUCCUACGGGUCAGAGCCCAGCCCCGAACCUGUCGCCGACGCGGACGACGAAUCAGAGGAAGAUGAAGGGCUUGCAGCUCCAGCUCCUAGCCGAUUUAAUAGGCGAGUAUCAGUCUGUGCUGAAUCCUUCAACCCUGAUGAGGAAGAGGAAGAUACUGAUCCAAGGGUGAUUCAUCCUAAAACUGAUGAGCAGAGAUGUAGACUUCAGGAAGCUUGCAAAGAUAUUCUCCUUUUCAAAAAUCUUGAUCAGGAACAGCUUUCUCAAGUACUUGAUGCCAUGUUUGAAAGGAUAGUAAAAGUUGAUGAGCAUGUCAUUGACCAAGGAGAUGACGGAGACAACUUUUAUGUCAUAGAACGGGGAACUUAUGACAUUCUAGUUACAAAAGAUAACCAAACUCGUUCUGUUGGUCAAUAUGACAAUCGUGGAAGUUUUGGAGAACUAGCUCUGAUGUACAAUACCCCAAGAGCUGCUACCAUUGUUGCCACCUCAGAAGGCUCUCUUUGGGGACUGGAUCGGGUGACUUUUAGAAGAAUCAUAGUGAAAAACAAUGCGAAGAAGAGGAGGAUGUUUGAAUCAUUUAUUGAAUCUGUGCCCCUUCUUAAAUCGCUUGAGGUGUCAGAACGAAUGAAGAUUGUGGACGUAAUAGGAGAGAAGGUCUACAAGGAUGGAGAGCGUAUCAUCACUCAGGGUGAAAAGGCUGAUAGUUUUUACAUCAUAGAGUCCGGUGAAGUGAGCAUCUUGAUCAAAAGCAAGACUAAAGUGAACAAGGAUGGCGGGAACCAGGAGGUCGAGAUUGCCCGCUGUCAUAAGGGGCAGUACUUCGGAGAGCUUGCACUGGUCACCAAUAAGCCCAGAGCUGCUUCAGCUUAUGCAGUAGGAGAUGUCAAAUGCUUAGUCAUGGAUGUACAAGCAUUUGAGAGACUGCUGGGGCCCUGCAUGGACAUCAUGAAGAGGAACAUCUCCCACUAUGAGGAACAGCUAGUGAAGAUGUUUGGUUCCAGCAUGGAUCUGAAUGACCCCUCGCAGUAGGUGUGCCACACCCCAGAGCCUUUUCAGUGUGACACCAAAACCCUCCGGUCAGCCACAAAAAACAGACACGAAAGAAUCAUCCCUGCUGAGCUGCCACCGCUGCCUUGUGUGGCCAUGGGCAUUUAGAAGACUUGAAAGUCAGCACUAAAGGAUGAGCAGAGAUCUAACCCACACCUCCACUUGGCUUCUGAAAAUUCAUUAUUAGACUAUUUGUAAUGAUUACUCCAACCCUGUUUUCACAUCUUUGGUUCAGAAUGGCAUGUCUCUCCAACAAUUUUAAGUGCCUGAUACAAAGUCCAAAGUGUAAACAUCCUCUUUUUCCCUC